This is a messenger RNA of Emys orbicularis (European pond turtle), 1464 nucleotides long. RefSeq names its product phosphatidylserine synthase 2 (gene PTDSS2). The transcript has 12 exons. The record is from RefSeq and is a predicted model, not a curated record. Gene Ontology annotation, biological process: phosphatidylserine biosynthetic process. Bases 1 to 1464 code for a protein of 487 amino acids. Gene Ontology annotation, molecular function: L-serine-phosphatidylethanolamine phosphatidyltransferase activity. NCBI's taxonomy places the organism in Eukaryota, Metazoa, Chordata, Testudines, Emydidae.
AUGCGGCGAGGCGAGAGGAGAAGCCACGGCGGGGCGCUGAGCAAGGCCGCCCUGGAGGAGCAGCCCGACGGUGGGGUGAUGGAGGCGCCCCCGGGCUCCCGCGGAGACUCGCCGCCCGCGGCCCCUGGCAGCGCCGCCCCCGGGCUCCGCCGCAGCACCGAGUCCGAGGUGUACGACGACGGCACCAACACCUUCUUCUGGAGAGCUCACACCUUAACAGUCCUGUUUAUCCUCACAUGUGCGCUGGGAUAUGUAACCUUGCUUGAAGAAACUCCACAAGAUACAGCCUACAAUACAAAGAGAGGUAUUGUUGCCAGUAUUUUAGUUUUCUUAUGUUUUGGAGUCACUCAAGCUAAAGAUGGACCAUUUUCAAGACCACAUCCAGCUUACUGGAGGUUUUGGCUGUGUGUCAGCGUUGUGUAUGAGCUCUUCCUCAUCUUUAUACUUUUCCAGACUGUACACGAUGGCAGACAGUUCAUGAAAUACAUUGAUCCAAAUUUAGGAGUUGCCUUGCCAGAAAGAGACUAUGGUGGGAACUGCCUUAUUUACGAUCCGGGCAACAAGACUGAUCCAUUUCACAAUGUCUGGGACAAACUGGAUGGAUUUGUUCCUGCUCACUUCCUUGGCUGGUACCUAAAAACGCUAAUGAUUCGGGACUGGUGGAUGUGUAUGAUCAUCAGUGUAAUGUUUGAAUUUCUGGAAUAUAGUCUGGAACAUCAGCUUCCAAACUUCAGUGAAUGUUGGUGGGAUCAUUGGAUAAUGGACGUAAUCCUAUGCAAUGGAUUUGGGAUUUAUUGUGGAAUGAAAACUUUGGGAUGGCUUUCUUUGAAAACGUAUAAAUGGCAAGGACUUUGGAACAUUCCUACGUACAAAGGUAAAAUAAAGAGAAUGGCUUUCCAGUUCACACCCUAUAGCUGGGUCAAAUUUGAGUGGAAGCCAGCAUCCAGCCUGCGCAGAUGGCUAGCAGUUUGUGGCAUCAUCUUUGUAUUUUUAUUGGCAGAGCUGAACACAUUUUACUUGAAGUUUGUCCUGUGGAUGCCACCAGAACACUACUUGGUCCUGUUACGACUUGUCUUCUUUGUCAAUGUGGGAGGUGUGGGCAUGAGGGAGAUCUACGACUUCAUGGAUGACCCGAAGUUCCAUAAGAAGUUGGGUCAACAGGCCUGGCUAGUUGCUGCUAUCACAGUCACAGAGUUUCUGAUUGUUGUGAAGUACGACCCUUACACCCUAAUGCUGUCCCUUCCUUUCUACAUUACCCAGUGCUGGAUACUUGGAAUCAUACUUGUGCUCACCUGGACAAUAUGGCGCUUUUUCAUUCGUGACAUUACCUUGCGGUGUAAGGAGAUAAGACGACAACAGCAAGAGCACAAAUCUGAAAAGGACAAAUGCUUAAGCAACGGUGAUGGACAUUCUCCAGUACCAGAUGAACAAAACGGGAACAAACUGAGGGAAAGAAAAUUUUGA